Molecule: messenger RNA, 1754 nt
Organism: Dalotia coriaria
Lineage: Eukaryota; Metazoa; Arthropoda; Insecta; Coleoptera; Staphylinidae
Product: chondroitin proteoglycan-2-like
Exons: 9
Coding region: 102-1661 (519 amino acids)
Cellular component (GO): extracellular region
Molecular function (GO): chitin binding
Source: RefSeq, a predicted model, not a curated record
AGCGCCAGCCACAGCUAGUAGUCGCUCGACGAGAAGACCAACAGCGACACGGAGCGCGACGCCCGUACCUGUAACAUCUUCUGCACAUCGAUCUCGUCAAGAUGGUUCGCUUCCUCAAGACCACAUUGUGCAUCGUUUCAAUUGCCCUCAUAAUUGGUGCGGCCCAAGCGGCAGGCGCUGGCAAUAAUCGUAGAAAGCAGCAGGAGAAAAAAGAAGAGAAGAAAGAAGAGCCGGAGGCUUUGGACGGUGCGAGCGAUCAGUGCCCGGAACCCUAUGGCUAUUUCGCCGACGCAGAGCAAUGCGAUAAGUACUACGAGUGCAAAGAUGGCGCCAUCACAGAAAAGCUUUGCCCCGACGGCAUGGUCUUUAAUGACUACAGUUCUGAAUACGAAAAGUGCGAUCUGCCGUUCAACAUUGACUGCUCCAGCAGGUCCAAACUACAGACCCCCCAACCAUCGCAGCAUUGUCCAAGAAAACAUGGCUACUUCUCACAUGAAGAGAAAAAUGUUUGCGACAAGUUCUACUACUGCGUUGAUGGAAAAUUCAAUAUGAUCACGUGUCCUAACGGACUGGUCUACAACGACAAGGCCGGCAUCUGCUCCUGGCCGGACGAAGCGCACAAGAAAGGAUGCUCGUCCGAAGAGGUCUUCCAAUUUGACUGUCCCAAAGUGGACGAAAUGGUGGGAGCAACACAUCCACGCUAUGCCGACCCAGAAGACUGUCAAUACUUCUACGUCUGCAUCAAUGGUCUAACUCCAAGGAGAAAUGGAUGCAAGCUGGGACAAGUUUUUGAUGACACUAGGAAAUCUUGUGAUUGGGCAAGGAAAGUCCCCGAAUGCGCGGAUUGGUACAAGGGUCAACUGACCGAUGAACAGCUAGAGGCUUUGGAGAACCCACCAACACGUAAACCCAAACCUGCUGCAUCAGGGACAUCAAGGAGGAGGCCGCAAAAGAAACCUGCCGCACGUCAAGAAGAAGCCGAAGAGUGGGUCCACGCACAAGAAUUUAAAUGCCCAGAACGCACCGGAUACUUUCCUGAUCCUGUACAAUGCGACGUUUAUUAUUUAUGCUCGAAAGGAGUAGCGGAGGAGAAAUUAUGUCCUGACGGGUUGGUUUUUGACGAUAAGGAUCCAAAUCAUGAAAGAUGUGACAUUCCAGCCAAUGUAGACUGUGAAGACCGAACAGAACUACAGGAAGCUCAACCAAGCAAAGGAUGUCCCCGCGCAAACGGUUAUUAUCGCCAUGAAGAUCCUCAAGCUUGCGAUAAGUUUGUAAAUUGCGUCGAUGGAGUCCCACAUGAACUACCGUGUCCUGGUGGGUUGAUUUAUGACGACGUUGCUAGCACCUGCGCUUGGCCAGCGGAGAGUCAUCGUAAAGACUGCACAAAUGCCAAACGAGACUCUUUGGAUGAUGGCUUCUCGUGUCCUCCUGGUGAUGUCACUGGUCCCGGCGGUCGUACCCUUCCCCAUCCCACAUUUGCGCACCCUGACGACUGUCAAAAAUUCUACAUCUGUCGUAAUGGCGUCCAACCACAAAAAGGAUCAUGUUCAGCGGGUAGCGUCUACAAUGAAGAUACUUUCAUGUGUGAUGAUCCUGCUAAUGUCCCAGGAUGUGAAAAUUAUUACGAUGAAAAACCAUCUUCGGGCGGAAAGAAAAAUUAGUACUUGCUCUAAACUUCAAGAGAAAGUCAAGCCAAGGCGCCAUUUUGCAUCCCAACAUUCCUAAGACGAUGAGAUGGAAUUAUUUGAAUUAUC